Molecule: messenger RNA, 3133 nt
Organism: Merops nubicus (carmine bee-eater)
Lineage: Eukaryota; Metazoa; Chordata; Aves; Coraciiformes; Meropidae
Product: putative tyrosine-protein phosphatase auxilin
Exons: 7
Biological process (GO): synaptic vesicle uncoating; clathrin-dependent endocytosis
Cellular component (GO): postsynaptic density; intracellular membrane-bounded organelle; cytoplasm
Molecular function (GO): clathrin binding
Source: RefSeq, a predicted model, not a curated record
CUGCUGCCUUCGAUCCAUUUGGAAGUAGCCCAAAGCAGACUGGUCCAGACCUCCUGGGCUCCUUUCUUGGUUCCUCAGCUGUCCCUGGUGAUCCUUUCCUUCAGGCAACGAGAAGUCCUUCACCAACCGUGCACACUUCUAGCACACCGACUGUUUCCAUACAACCAGAUGUUUCCAGUGGCUGGGACUGGCCCAACAAACCAGGUGGCCUAGGAAUGGGGAGUAAGUCAGCUGCCACCAGUCCUACAGGAUCCCUCCACAGCACUCCCACUCAUCAGUCUAAACCCCAAACACUGGAUCCAUUUGCUGAUCUGGGGACUCUUGGAGCAAGUGGCCCCUCGUUUGCCAGCAAACCGACCACGCCGACGGGCAUGGGUGGAGGCUUCCCCCCCUCGCCACAGAAACCUUCUCCCCAGCCCAUGGGUGGCAGCAGUUGGCAGCAAGGAGCUGGCUAUGGCUGGCAGCAGCCCCAGCCCAAAGCCCAGCCAAGCAUGCCUCAUGCCUCACCCCAGAACAAACCCAACUACAACGUGAGCUUCUCGGCGGCGCCGGGAGCGCAGAACGAGCGUGGGAAAGGACCAGCUCACGUGGAUGCAAAACCAAAAGUGUCUGCAGAUUUCGAAGAUCUAUUAUCUGGUCAAGGCUUUAAUGCUCACAAGGACAAAAAGGGCCCUAAAACAAUAGCUGAGAUGAGAAAAGAAGAAAUGGCUAAGGAGAUGGACCCUGAAAAACUAAAAGUCCUGGAAUGGAUUGAAGGGAAGGAGAGGAAUAUAAGAGCCCUGCUGUCCACAAUGCAUACAGUCCUGUGGGCAGGGGAGACCAAGUGGAAACCUGUGAGCAUGGCAGAUCUUGUCACACCAGAGCAGGUGAAGAAGGUCUACCGGCGGGCAGUGCUUGUUGUCCAUCCUGACAAGGCUACUGGGCAGCCAUAUGAACAAUAUGCAAAGAUGAUAUUUAUGGAGCUAAAUGAUGCCUGGUCAGAAUUUGAAAACCAAGGACAAAAACCCUUGUAUUAGGUACUUUCUCAGUCUCCACUACAGACCUGUGCUAGUUCUUAUAUAGUCUCUUGUCACAAAUGUCACAGAUCAACCAAACUCUAGCUGGAAAUUCAGAAGUUUCCGAAAACUAAGAGCCUAAUACUUAUCAUGAAGAACAAGAGAAAAGUUUCCUUAUAGUUGUGUCAAGAAUCCUGAGCUCAGAGGAACUCUAGCCACCUGGCUUGCCACAUGGGAGCCACAGGGGUUACAGUUUCUUGUAACUUCUGUGUUUUUCUUUGGAUUCAAGUGAGGUGAGAGAGAGAGAGAACACAUUCUGGGCAAAGGUGGAAUUGUUCUCUCUGACACAGUGUACCUGGUGGAUUUCCUACCUAGGGUUUUUUUUUUUGUGUGUGAUAUGACAACACUUCAGCUGAGUUCAGUAAUUGGUGAAGCCCAGACUUUGAUGUCCUUUCUUCCCAGGUUUGGAUCAAAGGUUAUCCAAUUGAAGUGCUCAGGUGUGAUUCAGGCACACUUAUAACAGUCACCAUUUGUUGCUUAAUUGCUCAUUUAGUGUGUUGUGCCUGAAUGGAGAUGGAGCUGAAUCCUGGGUUAGAUGAGUGUGGCAGCUGACUGCUGCUUUGUGUGUUAACACCAUACUUCACCUUGGGAAAGAGAUUCCUCAGCAGUGUGGAGCGAUGUCUUUGAAAGCAAGGAACAAGAAACUGGUUAAACAGUACCUUGGUUUGUUAAACAACAGUUCUGGGGGAAUAGGGAAUUGGGGGGGAAGGGUGAAUCCACGUUUGUGAAAAUGAGGAAUGAGCAUGUACUGCAUUUCCCACAAAGUUCUCACCAAUACCUUGAAACCAUCAAAAGAAAUAUCAACCAACCGACACUCUGCUGCAAAGUUCUAGAAACUUCCCAGUCUAUAGGUAACACUGUCCCUCCUGAGGAUUCCAGAUACCUUUUUCCAGCCUGCUGUGUAUCACCUCUAUGCCUUUAUCAGCUCCAGAGCACUUGGCAAAGGCUCUUGGCAGAAUACAACCUGUUGCAACUUCACUUUUCAGACCAUGGUGUAGAUGUCAGUGGGCCAGGUCUGAUCUCUGAGGUAAAGCCAGUGCAAAUUGAUUCUCUUAAAAGUUUAUAUUGGACCAAAGCAAUAAUAUCAGAAGGAGAUUCCUCUGAUGCUAAAGCUGAAGCAUCUUUCCUAGGUAAAAAGCAAGUUUUACACUCUUCACCCCAAAUUCUGGCAUUCUCCUUUUGUAGGAAACUAAAGGAAUUUAGUAGAGGUUUAUUCACCAACAUGUGUCUGUAUCUGAGCUUGGAAAGGGUUGGUAUGUUCAGGAGGAGGCAGGAAUUUGUAUCUGCUGCUCAAGGAACAGGUUGCCAUCGGAUGGAAUCUUUAAAGCCAGUGGUUUUUAAAGACAAUCCACUUGUUGCACUUAGAUUUUCAAGUGGCAAAAGAUUUACUGCAAAGACAGCGUGUCAAAGUCCAUUGCUUUCUGUAUAAAAGUCAUCCUUUUGUUGUAUUGGUCCAUUAUUUACUACCAUGAAUUAACAAUGUGAAACCAACACAUAGGUCUCCUUUUAUAUAAAAGACCUUAAGAUAAUAGUAACAAACUGGAUGUUAUUUAUUAAUGUUUUGAUCCAGUAUGUGCUUGUCUUCUUUAAAGAGAUAACUGGAAUGUGAAUCAUGUUCCUGUGAUUUGUUGGUUUAUUGUUUCUCAUUCACAUUUGUAGAUCUUGUGACCUAUGCCUAUAUAAUAAAAAGGAUCUCAUUACUAUAAAGUACUUUUUUUAAUGAUGAAAACUACGUUAGCUUUGUAUGGAGUUGGUCAUGGCACAUAACUCUGGACACUUUAAUCCAUCAUUAAACUUUAUCGACCAAAAGAAACCCUACCCCACUUAAGCUUUGAUUACUUCCAUCCCUAAUGUUUUUAUGGAUGCAUGAAAGUAUUAGGACGUAUGUUUAUCAAAAUAGUUAACUAAAAAAAAAAAAAACACACCAUUCUUGUCAUAUCUGGUAGUGACAGAGGUUAUCAAUGUUCAGGUUUACUGUUUGACUAAAUUAUUGUAAUUUUUGUAAAUACAGUAUAUAAACGAUGAAAUUGUGACUGGUCUAAAACAUUUGUAUAUACAUUAAAAAGCUCAAAUUAACA